Messenger RNA from Ictalurus punctatus (channel catfish), 7979 nucleotides. It is a transcript of the gene kcnd3, whose product is annotated as potassium voltage-gated channel, Shal-related subfamily, member 3. Gene Ontology annotation, cellular component: membrane; voltage-gated potassium channel complex; neuronal cell body. The transcript has 8 exons. The record is from RefSeq and is a predicted model, not a curated record. Gene Ontology annotation, biological process: protein homooligomerization; potassium ion export across plasma membrane. The coding region runs from base 757 to 2715 and encodes 652 amino acids. Gene Ontology annotation, molecular function: A-type (transient outward) potassium channel activity; protein binding. NCBI's taxonomy places the organism in Eukaryota, Metazoa, Chordata, Actinopteri, Siluriformes, Ictaluridae.
CGGAAUUUUUCGACUUUUGGACGUGUGAAACGUGUAGAACAUUUAGGGUUGCGUUUUGACUCUGGAGUGCGCUCUUUAAUAAGGUUGAAUAUUCCAGUAUUUUGAGAAGCUCGUGAAGUCGACUGGAAGUGGCGGUGAAAUUGCAUGCGCUUUAUCCGCGCGCAGAGAAAGUAAGCAGAUGCUGCCUCGGUGCGUCUCGCGCUUUUCCAGCACCGCGUCGAAUGAGUGAGAGAGAGAGAGAGCGAGAGAGAGAGAGAGAGCCACCUCUGUCUAUCUGAGCAUCCUGCGGAAGUCGUAGAAAGAGCUCAUGCGCCGCGUUGCUUCUCUCCUCUGAAGCAGAUGCACGCGCUCGGACACCUGGACCUUUAAACGCACAGAAUGUCAACAAAGACGCCGAAUGCAGGAGUGAAACAUUCAUUUCUCUCGACGCCUCGACAUCGCGAGUUUAUCCUUUUUUUCUUUCUUUCCUUUAUCCUCAGCGCAACCUGGACACUAUUUAAUUGAGCUCCUUAUCAGUUUGACCAUUUGGUCUAUUUCGUUAUUUUAUUAUUAUUAUUAUUAUUAUUAUUAUUAUUAUUAUUAUUAUUAGUAUUAGUAUUGUCUACUUUCUGAAGGCGGAACGACCACUUUAAUGAAGUGUUAAGGGCGCGGGGAUGCUUGUGUAGUUUAUUAAUUUUCACGGAUGGUGUCUGAUCUGAAGUCAAGCUGGUUGUGAAGGUGUUUGAGCUAUUCCCCACGCCCCCAGACGGAGUAACCAUGGCUGCGGGUGUAGCAGCCUGGCUCCCUUUUGCCCGGGCAGCGGCCAUUGGCUGGAUGCCCGUGGCCAAUUUGCCCAUGCCAGUGGCUCCACCUGACAUGAACAAACGGCAGGACGAGCUCAUCAUCCUAAACGUCAGUGGCCGGCGUUUCCAAACGUGGCGCAACACCCUGGACCGUUAUCCUGAUACCCUGCUCGGCAGCUCCGAGAAAGAGUUCUUUUUCAACGAAGAGACUCGUGAGUACUUCUUUGACCGUGACCCAGAUGUGUUCCGCAGCAUCCUGAACUUUUAUCGUACUGGCAAGUUGCAUUACCCACGCUACGAGUGCAUAUCAGCUUAUGAUGAAGAGCUGGCUUUCUUUGGGAUCAUCCCCGAGAUCAUCAGUGACUGCUGUUACGAAGAGUACAAGGACCGCAAACGCGAGAACGCUGAGCGCCUAAUGGAUGACCUUGAGGACAACAAGGACAGCAAAUUGCCAAACAUGACUUUCCGUGAGACCAUGUGGCGUGCCUUUGAGAACCCGCAUACCAGCACCAUGGCCCUGGUUUUCUACUAUGUCACUGGCUUCUUUAUCGCUGUGUCUGUCAUUACCAAUGUGGUGGAGACUGUACCGUGUGGCUCCAUACCCAACCAGCGGGACAUACCUUGUGGAGAGCGCUAUACAGUAGCCUUUUUCUGCAUGGACACAGCAUGUGUCAUGAUCUUCACCGUGGAAUAUUUGAUGCGGUUGUUUGCUGCACCAAGUCGCUACCGUUUCAUGCGCUCUGUGAUGAGCAUCAUCGAUGUUGUGGCUAUCCUGCCCUACUACAUUGGCCUGGUUAUGACCAACAAUGAGGAUGUGAGUGGCGCCUUUGUCACACUGCGAGUCUUCCGUGUCUUCCGCAUCUUCAAGUUCUCACGCCACUCCCAGGGCCUGCGCAUCCUGGGCUACACACUGAAGAGUUGUGCAUCUGAGCUUGGCUUCCUCCUCUUCUCCCUUACCAUGGCCAUCAUCAUCUUCGCCACCGUCAUGUUCUAUGCUGAGAAAGGCUCUGCCUCUAGCAAGUUCACCAGCAUACCGGCCUCCUUCUGGUACACCAUUGUCACCAUGACCACUCUGGGGUAUGGUGAUAUGGUUCCUAAGACAAUAGCAGGGAAGAUAUUUGGCUCGAUCUGCUCUCUGAGUGGAGUGCUGGUGAUCGCACUGCCUGUCCCUGUUAUCGUCUCCAACUUCAGCCGCAUUUACCACCAGAACCAAAGAGCAGACAAGCGACGGGCACAGAAAAUGCAGAAAGCGCGAUUGGCCAGAAUGCGAAUCUCAAAGACAGGCAGUUCGAACCCCUUCCUGCACACCAAGCGCAAUGGCAUGCUCAACCAAGCCCUGGAGCUAACACAUCAACAUUACAAGAUGAAACUGUUGCAUGAGCAGGGCUCCAAAGGCGAAGGGCAACAUCUGAAUAAGACGGCGUCAAUAAUAGACAGCCAACGCCACCACCUGCUGCACUGCCUGGAGAAAACCACGAACCAUGAGAUCAUGGAUGAGCAGCUGUUUGAGCAGAAUUAUGUGGAAAGCGGCCUGCAGCGUUUCCCGUCGCAGAGCUCUUCCCUCGCCAGCCAGGAGGGCAUCAUAGGGUCUUGCUGUUCCCGACGAGCCAAGAAAGGCUCUCCGCCUGCUAAUGCAGUGCACUCACACCCUCUCACACACCCACAUAUACAUUCACAUGCUCACAACCUGCAGGAGCUCAGCGCCAUACACAUCCAGUGUGGACAACAGCAGCCUCUCACCACUAGUCGUUCCAGUCUCAACAUGAUGCCAGAUGAAUCAGGAGGUCUGAACUGUAAGAGCAGCAGUCAGGUUACCACAGCAAUCAUCAGCAUCCCGACCCCUCCCACCAACAACUCCCCGAACAGCCCAGAAGUUCCGCCCAACCCCACCACCAACUCCAGCACGGGUGUGGUGAAGGUCUCCGCGCUGUGAAGGACAUGUGCCAGAACAAGCGAACGUCAGAACAGAGAGAGGGGAGAAGCACUCAGGAUGUGAAAACUGUAGAGUAGCCUGCCCCCUUGUGGGAGAAGAACAGCACUGACUCAAGUUCCUGAACAAGAAAAACCGAGGGGGUGAUGGAAACAAGUGUGUGAGUGUGUGUGUGUGUGUGUGCACGCGUGUUUGAAAGAGAGACAGAAAGAUGUAGAGAGAGAUAACAAUAGCAGAAGAGCCAUAACAACUUGAUCAAUCCAUCACAAGAUUGAUUAGAUGAGGAUGUCAAGAGUCACUCCGCAUCAAGCACUUUUUCUUUCCUUUUUGUGUUUAUUGUCUUGUAUUGUGUCUUAGGGAAGUGAUGUUUCGUCAACGUUACAGGCAACAAUUUCAGCAGCUGCUCAUAAGCAACCUUCAACUUUCAUAUAAUCCAAAAUAGGACGUUGAGGGACAGCGUAUCAUUUCUGUUCAACCAUUAAAAAUGUGUAAGCCACAUGAGCAGCCACACGUAGUUUGAUUUCACCAUUUUAAAAAGCUGAAGAGGAUGACAUUGCAAAGAUUACAUGCUAAAUGGAAUUUCAUUCUGACUAAUUGGUGGAUUAGCUAUACUGUAGUUAGCUUAGCUAAUGAUAUGGUUGAGAGUUGUUUUGUCGGUUUUUUUUUUGUUUUUUUAAUAGUGAUGACCAUUCAGGGUGGACAAAUCAUAAUUCAUUAGCUAGACCAUAGAGCAAGUCAAAGUUACAGUGUACUUGUCCAGAAUGCGAUAUUGCAGGGCAGUGAUCUCUGCUCAUCGCAGGGCAAUGUAACAUACUCUCUGAGGAAAGCACUGUCUAUUCUCUUCUGCAUGCAUGAGCUCACUGACCCCUCUGAUUGGCUAGUGUGAAUGUGAUUGACAGGGGAGAGAGAGUAUACAUAUCAAAUGAAGUUUUCUUUUGCAAAUGUAAACAGGAAGGUUUUUUUUUCUUUCUCUGGUUGAAUAAGAGGAGGAAAAAUCAAGGCCGAUGACCAUUUUAUAAACAGCCUGCUGAACCUGCUUGUCCGCUCGGCAACUGUGAAUGAAACAUGAGUAUCCCGGAUACGUUAACGUCCUUGUCCUGGGGCCCGGACUUGUGAUUUGUCCACUCCUGCCAUUACUUCCUAUUAUAGCAUUUCUCAGAAUUAAUAGUUACUAGAGAAAAAUAUUCAAUCAAAGUUUUUUUUUUAAUUGGCCACCAGCCAUCAUUUAUGGCUUUCAUACAAAACUACAGAGGAAAAACAGUCACGUGAUGAAAUUCUGGUCUAACAAUAAUAAUAGUGAGAACAAUGACAAUAAUAGUGAGAAGCUACUCACGAGACAGCAAAUGAUGAAUUAAAGAAAUUAAAAUUUUAAUGUUUAGUUACUAGAACACCUCGUAGAUUAUCAAUUAAUUGGAAUAUUCAAGACACAAGGAGGUUUUAAUAUAAGCAUAAUGUAAUAUUUCAAGUCUUUUUCAUCUGUGGUGUUGUUGUUGUUGCUAUUAGAUAUAUUAGUCAAUAAUUACAUGGCUAUCAUGCAGCUUUGAAAAAAAAAUUGUUCCAUAUCCGAACUCUGUAAAGACAAUAGGGUUAUUUUGACAAAGAAUAUGGGACGAUUUUUACAUUUCUUUUUGAGUGAGUGAGAGGGUCACUCCUCACUCCUGUAAGGUUAAGAGAAACAGAGUGUAUUUGAUAUGUUAGGAUCUUUCCAUAGGUGUGUGUGCGUGUUCGUAAGCUCUCAGCGUGCCUGGAGCCUUUCACACAGUAUGUGCCUCUCUUGGGGGAAGGAUUUUUUUUUUCCUCUUCUAAUCCACUUCCCCUUACUUCUUCUUCGGGUCCAAGAUGUUGAGUGGACAAACAGUGUCAAUCUCCAAAUCGUCAGUAAUAACCAUGUAAAGCGGAACCAAAAAAAAUCUAUAUAUAUCAAAUAGGUAUUCAAAAUAUCUGUGAUUAUAAGCACAAGGCAUUUGCUGAGAAUUUGUGAGUAGGAUAUGUACUAAGCCUUGGUUCGUUUGUGAAUAUUGUUAAUAGGAUAUUUUGUAAUAUUUGGCCAUUGUUUGGCAAACCGAGUGCAGCUGCCGCCAUUUUCCUCUUUCACUGUGGUCCAGUGCUGCCCUGUCUGCUCGUGUCUCUGAAAAACCAUGCUUUUGAUAGUUGGUUUGGUCCUAAGUGUUGUUUUCUUUCCUGCUCAGUGGGCAUUUUAUUGGAAAAAAAAAAAAAAAAAAAAGUAAACCUUGUUGUGUGUAUGUGUGUAUUCUACCUGCAUAGAAACUUUUGGUGUUGGCCACUCUUCUGUGUUGCUUUAUUUUGUCUUUUUCUUCUCGGAAAACAGACUGUCUCGAAUGAACUCAGCAUUGAGUCAUUGUUGCCAUGGUGACAGUGAAGCCACAAAGAGUUUUGACUGACACAUCCAUGGACCAAUCAGACGUCUUCUUCAUUACUUAGUCCCUGUUUCUUCAUGAUGGCCAUUUGUAGGGAGAAUGGCUUUGCCAAUAAUAGUGUAGAUAUGUGUGUUUGUGCUUUAGGACAGGGAUAACUAACUUGUUUCAUGCUUUAUAUUUUGUUUUCCUCAAUUCAAAGUUGCAUUUAAAGAAUUUAAAGGCUAUGAGUUUCCUUUUUUUUUUUUCUUGCCCUGGAUCUAUUUCUCCACUUUUAAUUAGUUAUCUGAUGUGUAUUUGAAUUAGUUAUCUGAUGUGUUAUUUCUUAGGCUGCAUUUACAUUGUGGGCCUCGAUGCACAAUUCCCAUAUUUUGACACAGAUCUGAUUCUUUGUCCUGUAAGAAAUGACCCAUAUCCAAUUCCCAUGUUAACAUCAUUCCCAUACCAAAAUGUGCUAGGCGAGGACACAGCAACUUUUUACCAGUAGCACCACCAUGGUUGUAGAAAGACAUGUAAUUACUGUUUUUUAGCCUCUUUGUAUUUGGCCUUUAAUUAGGGUUCCAAGCACCAAAUGUGCUGGAACCCUGUGGUUUUUGCUUAAGUUUUUCUUAUUCUUGUUUUUCUUCCCUAAAAUGAAUUAUGCAGACCAAACUGUAAGUCACAUAAACGUGAAAUUUUGGUAGUACUACAUCCCACUGCUCAGGCAAGAGAUGGGUCCAAUUGGCCUAAUGGUGGUGUUAUAGAGCAACAUAUACAUUUUAUAACUAAUUUUAUUAACCCCGCCCACAUUUGAAGCUAAUAUGCAUUUAUGCUAAAGCUACUUAUGCAAAUUAGUCCUAGGAUUUUGGGCGUAUCUUAAGAAAACUGGUGUUGAACAAUUAAGCAGAGUCAACAUGUUGAGUUUUGUAAACAGCAUGGCCGUCACAUGCCAAUCAAUUCUAUCAAGGCGGAGCCUAAUUUACUCAAACAGCUGUAAAUACAAGGCAUGUUUAUAAGGUUCUGAGGAGAUCUUGGUGUGUGGUCAUCGGUUUGAUUAGCUGUUUCUCAAGAACUGUAAAUUCAAACAAAGCUGAGAUUUGGCAUACUGCAUUGUUGUGCUAAUCUGUAAGUGAAUUUUUAAUGAUGACUGGAUUAUUCGAAAAACAUAGCCACGGUCAGCCAAUCAGCUUUCAGCAGGCAUUUCACACAAGCAUUGAUCUAAAACUUGAUAAGAUAUUAAUCUGUGGUCUCUUUAUUUUAUAUAACUAGGCAAGAACUGGCCACUGGAGGCGAUAUUUGCAAAGAGUGCAUGUACCAAGCAGAUUGCCGCUUUUGGCUAUAUUUUUAUAUUGCCAUUAGAGCCAUGACUGGCCUAUCAUCUCAUAACAAAGACAAUAACUUCAGAGAAAAUUGGAUGUGAGCAUUCAGAUACGAGACAAAUGACCAGAUUUCAGAUUUAGAACCUGUUUAUACUUAUGCAACAAUAUUCAAUCUUUGUCAGAAGAAUGUAAAUGCAGCCUUACUGUUUUUUUUGUUUUGUUUUGUUUGUUUGUGUUUUAUUUAGCUUUUUUUGUUUGGUUUAUCACAAUUUUAUCUUACUAACACUAUUUAUGCCCCUAAGCUUUGUACAGCUCUGUGAGUUCAAACGAUAACUUCUUGUAUAACUAAAACUGUGUAAAAGACAUUCUUGGUUUGAAAGGCUGUUUUGGAAAUAUAUUAGAGAUACAAUAUUUUCUCAUAGUAAUAAUGAUAUAGUAGAAACACCAGCAUAUAGUGUAAAUGUUCUUACUUCAGGAAAUUAGGAAUAUUAUAAUUAUUGUUCAAGACCAUCGGUUCCCUGUGUCUGAUUAUUGAGACUUACACUGCCACGUUUUACCACAUUGUACCAAUGUGGGUUUUUCUUUAACAUUCUUUUAGAUAUUUAAAAGACACAGAAUGAAAGCUCUUAAAUGGGCAAGAGCAUCAAGAUCAAAGUACAAGAUUUUCCCCCUGAUGUUCUACCUUCGUUUUAAGCCAUGGUAUCUGAGAUAGCCAUAUACAGAGACAGGAAUUGUUUUAUUUCCAUACUAUCAUUAAUCAUUUACAUGCAUCCAUCAAAUUGUGUACAACAAUUACAUGAUUCAAUUCAUUUCAAAUGCAAUUUUUCAUAUAUUUACAUGUCACUUUUAUUCAAUUAGACAUUUAAAAAAUAAAGAAAUUAAAUAAAAGAAAAAGAAAAAUGAGAUCUACUCUAUACCAUAACACGUAUCUACAAAGCAUUAGAUCAGGGGUGUACAAUCUUAUCUGCAAAGGGCCGGUGUGGGUGCAGGUUUUCAUUCCAACCAAGCAGAAGCCACACGUCAUUCUACUGAAAGGUAAGAUCAAUUGAAUAAACAAGUGGAAUCAGGUGUGUCUCCUGCUUGAUUGGAAUGAAAACCUGCACCCACACCGGACCUUUGCGGAUAAGAUUGGACACCCCUGCAUUAGACUGUGAUCUCAUGUUAGGAAUUGUGAUGCAUUGUAUCAGACACACAGUCUUGUCAAUAUUAAGAGAGAAAAGCACAUUGAUAUUUCUUUAUUUAGAUACAAUGUUAAAUCUGUGCCUGUAAUUACCAAAUAAAUCAGUCUCUGAUAAAGGAAUUCAGACUGAGAAAAAAGUUUGUCACAAAUGAGCUAGUGUAUAAUAGCAAAAUAAGACAGUCUUUCAAAAGAUAGUUGAACAAGACCCAGAGUUUUUUUUUUUUUUUUAAAAACUGUUUAUAAAGUAAAUCAGUGUCUGUCUAAGACAUGGUGAAAGUAAUCAAAGGUUCAAGAUCUGUCCUGUCAUAUUUGUAAUUAAAGAACUGUACUCAUCUGUCUGCCUUGCAGUUAGUUUCCCUAUUCAAUGUCUCAGCAUUUAUUUUGCUGUUCCUUUUUUUUUUUUUUUUUUUUUUU